AUGGCGGGGGCGGACGGCGGGAAGCACCUUGCCCCCGCCUCCGCCGGGGCCGCCGGGGAAUGUCCUAAGAGAGCAUUCUCCGGGGAAAGAGUGAGGCUGCUGAGUGCUUUUGCAGGGAAGCUGAGGAAUUGUAAAAUUUGCCGCAUUUUACUGGCUAAGUGUCAGGGCCAGCCCAAAUCUGAAGAAAAAGAAGAUAAAGAGGAAGAGAAGGAAAAGGAAGAAAAGGAAUCCAACGACAAGCCAGAAAUAGAAGAUGUGGGUUCUGAUGAAGAAGAGGAGGAAAAGAAGGAUGGCAGCAAGAAGAAAAAGAAGAAGAUAAAGGAGAAGUACAUUGACCAAGAAGAGCUCAACAAGACAAAGCCUAUUUGGACCAGGAAUCCUGAUGACAUUACUAAUGAAGAGUAUGGAGAGUUCUACAAGAGCUUAACCAACGAUUGGGAAGAACAUUUGGCAGUGAAGCAUUUUUCUGUUGAAGGACAAUUGGAAUUCCGGGCCCUUCUCUUUGUCCCAAGACAUGCUCCAUUUGAUCUGUUUGAAACAGAAAGAAAAUUGAACAACGUCAAGUUGUAUGUGCGCAGAGUUUUCAUCAUGGAUAACUGUGAGGAGUUAAUUCCUGAGUAUCUAAAUUUCAUUAGAGGAGUGGUGGAUUCUGAGGAUCUUCCUCUAAAUAUUUCCCGUGAAAUGUUGCAGCAAAGCAAAAUUUUGAAAGUUAUCAGAAAGAAUUUGGUCAAGAAAUGCUUAGAACUAUUUACUGAACUGGCAGAAGACAAAGAAAAAUACAAAAAGUUUUAUGAGCAAUUCUCAAAAAAUAUCAAGCUUGGAAUUCAUGAAGACUCUCAAAAUCAGAAGAAGCUUUCAGAGCUGUUGCGAUACUAUACAUCUGCUUCUGGAGAUGAGAUGGUUUCUGUCAAGGACUGUUGCACCAGAAUGAAGGGAAACCAGAAGCACAUCUACUUCAUCACAGGUGAGACCAAGGACCAAGUUGCUAACUCAGCCUUUGUGGAGCAUCUCCAAAAGCAUGGCUUUGAAGUAAUCUAUAUGAUUGAGCCCAUUGAUGAGUACUGUGUGCAACAGCUGAAGGAGUUUGAGGGCAAGACCUUGGUGUCUGUUACCAAAGAAGGACUGGAACUUCCAGAAGAUGAAGAGGAGAAAAAGAAACAGGAAGAGAAAAAGACCAAAUUUGAAAACCUCUGCAAGAUUAUGAAAGAUAUUUUGGAGAAAAAAGUUGGGAAGGUGGUCGUAUCAAACCAAUUGGUGAUGUCCCCUUGCUGUAUUGUCACAAGUACAUACGGGUGGACAGCAAACAUGGAGAGAAUCAUGAAAGCUCAAGCUCUUAGAGACAAUGCAACGAUGGGUUACAUGACAGCAAAGAACCUGGAGAUAAACCCUGACCACUCCAUUAUUGAAACCCUACGACAAAAGGCAGAGGCUGACAAGAAUGACAAGUCUGUGAAGGAUCUGGUGAUCUUGCUGUAUGAAACUGCACUCCUGUCUUCUGGUUUCAGUCUGGAAGAUCCCCAGACACAUGCUAACAGGAUCUACAGGAUGAUCAAGCUUGGUCUAGGUAUUGAUGAAGAUGACCCUACUGUGGAUGAUACCAGUGCUGCUGUAACUGAAGAAAUGCCACCCCUGGAAGGAGAUGAUGACACAUCACAAAUGGAAGAAAUAGACUAAGCUUCACCAGAGCUAUAUGUUUGAUGCUUACUUUCAUUCCUUCUGAUAAUAUAUUUUCAAGGAUUUUUGUUUAUUUUUGUUAACAUU
This is a messenger RNA of Cricetulus griseus (Chinese hamster), 1761 nucleotides long. The record is from RefSeq and is a predicted model, not a curated record. NCBI's taxonomy places the organism in Eukaryota, Metazoa, Chordata, Mammalia, Rodentia, Cricetidae.